This is a messenger RNA of Staurois parvus, 883 nucleotides long. Lineage: Eukaryota; Metazoa; Chordata; Amphibia; Anura; Ranidae. The record is from the annotation of a GenBank genome assembly.
ACAACAUGGAGGUGCAAACGCCCCCCAACAACAACAAUCGCUGGGAUCAGGCUGAGCAUGUGUGGGACGAGCCUGCGGCCUCUGGAAAACUGUUUGAGUGCUCCGGAUUAAAGCUUUGGCUGAUGAGCGUGAUGCUGUUCAGAAGAAAACCUUCACCAAGUGGAUGAAUUCUCACCUCUCGAAAGUUCCAUGUCGUGUUAAUGACCUGUACAGUGAUCUCCGUGAUGGUUAUAUCAUCACCAAACUUCUGGAGGUGCUGUCUGGAGAGCAACUGCCUAAACCUACCCGGGGCCGGAUGAGAAUUCACUCUCUGGAGAAUGUGGACAAAGCUCUCCAGUUUCUCAAGGAGCAGCGGGUCCAUCUAGAGAACGUGGGCUCACAUGAUAUCGUAGACGGCAAUCACCGGCUUACCCUGGGCCUUAUCUGGACUAUUAUCCUCCGUUUCCAGAUCCAAGUUAUCAAGAUAGAAACAGAAGACAAUCGUGAGACAAGGUCAGCAAAGGACGCCCUCCUUCUGUGGUGCCAGAUGAAGACUGCAGGCUAUCCUGAGGUCAAUAUACAGAACUUUACCACAAGCUGGAGAGAUGGGCUGGCCUUCAGUGCUCUGAUCCACAGACACAGACCGGAUAUAAUUGAUUUCAGCAGGCUGACAAAAUCAAAUGCAACCUACAACCUCCAAUAUGCAUUUAAUACAGCUGAGCAGCAACUGAGUCUGAUCAAACUUUUAGACCCGGAAGAUGUUAACACAGAGAAUCCAGAUGAGAAAUCCAUCAUAACCUACGUUGUGUCCUUUUAUCACUACUUCUCCAAGAUGAAGGCCUUAGCUGUUGAGGGCAAACGUAUCGGAAAGGUGCUGGACCAGGCUAUUGCCACUGAGAAGGAC